Molecule: messenger RNA, 1074 nt
Organism: Didymosphaeria variabile
Lineage: Eukaryota; Fungi; Ascomycota; Dothideomycetes; Pleosporales; Didymosphaeriaceae
Exons: 1
Coding region: 1-1074 (357 amino acids)
Biological process (GO): positive regulation of DNA-templated transcription, elongation; regulation of transcription by RNA polymerase II
Cellular component (GO): nucleus; cyclin/CDK positive transcription elongation factor complex
Molecular function (GO): cyclin-dependent protein serine/threonine kinase activator activity
Source: RefSeq, a predicted model, not a curated record
AUGGUUUCGGCAACAGUCAAUCCUGCGCCGUCGGUGCGCGAACGUCCGCGGCCACCACCGCCUGCCGUCGCGGAAGCAGAAGAGCAAUGGAUAUUCACAGAGGAUGAGCUGCUGCAGGCGCCCUCGAUUGUCGACGGCAUGUCGCCAGAAGAAGAGCGCGCGCUGCGACGCAAAGGAGUCAACUUCAUUUUGCAGGUCGGCAUGAUGCUCAAGCUGCCACAAACGACGCUCAGCACCGCCGCCGUCUUCUUCAAUCGCUAUCUCAUGCGCAACAGCUUGAAACCCCGGCCAGGCUACAAGCCCCUACACCACUACGUAAGCUUUUAUACCCACAUUCAUCAGGAACCUGAUCUGACAGAUAGCCAGCAAGUUGCCGCUACCGCCUUAUUCCUAGCCACAAAGGUCGAAGAGAACGUUAGGAAAAUGAAAGAGAUAGUCGUAGCGUGCGUGCGAGUAGCACUUAAGGAUCCGAACAAGCUGGUCGACGAACAGACAAAGGACUUCUGGAAAUGGCGAGAUACAAUCUUGUACUCGGAAGAUGUCCUUCUAGAAUCGCUCUCCUUUGACAUGAACAUCGAACCGCCGUACAAAACCAUGUAUGACAUGCUCAAGUAUUACAACGUGGAGCAUAACAAGCGCUUGCGUAAUGCUGCCUGGGCAUUUCUCUCCGACUCCUGCCUCACACAGCUAUGCCUGCUCUUCACAUCCCGCACUAUCGCUGCAGCAUCGCUUUAUGCCGGUGCACGUAUGGUCGAACUGGAACUGCCAGAGGAAGACGGCAAACCUUGGUGGGAGAUUCAAUACGUCAAGCUGCGCGACAUUCGACGUGCGUGCAACCACAUGGCCGACAUAUACGAGACAGUACCCAGCAAAGAUGGCGAACCAAACAUAUACGCUGGCUUGCGAUCACCCGAGGAUGGCUCCUACUUCGAUACACCGACACCGGGUCAGCACCCGAUGCCGGAACCAGAGAUAGAUCCCGAACCCGAGCCCACCAAUGGCAACGAGAAUGGCAAGGACGACGCUAACGGUGGUGACGAGGUCAUGAGUGAAGAGGGCGAACUGGAUGGAUAG